AUGUCGUCUUUACUCUGCUGUGAUGAGUCUAAAGAAGAUGAAUGGAAUGCUAUCAUUCAAGGAGGUGAUCUUUUCAAGAUAAUCAAGCUAGAAACCACUUCCAAGGAAGCUAAAGCAUUUGUAAUGGGCGUUGGGUUAACUGCAUCUGAUAUCAAAGUCAUAUCUUGGAAUGGAAAAACUGAGGUGGAUGUAACGCUAUACGGUAGAAUGUUUGUUUUCCAGUUGGUCAAGACGGAGGAUAGAAAGAAAACUGGACUACUUUUUUCAACCGCUCUUGCUCUAUUGGAAACUCAACUGCUGGAAGCUCAACCAAUCGACGUCUCUACCGUGGCUCCGCCUGUCGUCUCCAACAAAUGCUCUGGCUCACCAGGAACUCAAGCGUCUAAAGUAUCCUUCUGUUCUAUUGACACUGUUGAAUAA
Caenorhabditis remanei is the source of this 420-nucleotide messenger RNA. RefSeq lists its product as uncharacterized. Bases 1 to 420 code for a protein of 139 amino acids. The transcript is spliced from 3 exons. The record is from RefSeq and is a predicted model, not a curated record. NCBI's taxonomy places the organism in Eukaryota, Metazoa, Nematoda, Chromadorea, Rhabditida, Rhabditidae.